Molecule: messenger RNA, 759 nt
Organism: Seminavis robusta
Lineage: Eukaryota; Bacillariophyta; Bacillariophyceae; Naviculales; Naviculaceae
Source: the annotation of a GenBank genome assembly
AUGAAGCUCACACCCGAAGAGCACGACAAUGCUUUUGCCAUCAAGGAACAGAUUGAGGGGAUGCCAGAUCUUGACAAUUUAUCGGACUUUAUGUAUGCCCAGCUUGCUAUUAUCUGCAAGGACGACGUGGAAGGUGCUGUGAAUAGAUGCUAUGCGAUGCAGGAUUUUCGGCAUGAGUACAAGGUUGAGAACCGAUACAAACAAGGAUCUCAGAUGAUGGAAUGGGUUUUCAAACUGUUCCCAGAGCAUUUAUUGUUCUUUGGGUUCAGUGAGCAAGAUGGGACCUACAUCUUUGUGCAUGACUUCAGCAAGUUUGAACCAAAGAAGUUUACUAGACCCAAAAUGGAAGAGGAUUGGUUGACUUUCAUGUACUACUCCCAUAUUCUCUUCUUUCCAGAUUUUGAAUCCAUUCGCAAAGGGAUCAUUUGUGCUUGUGAAUGUGAGCAGAUGGACUUGAGAAAAGAUGUCAACAAACUUUUUGGCAGGUUCUUUUCGGAGUUUCUGACACACUACCCGUUUGACGGGGAAUGCAGGUUCUUUAACACUGGAGCCAUGGUCAACAUCUUUGCUUCCAUUCUGAGGAAAAUCCUGCCUCAGAAUCUGCGAAAUAAGUUUACAGUCGGGUACAAAAUGGAAUGCCAUCUUUCAGAAACAUUUCUUGUUCCCAAUGUGGAAGCAGCCAAUGCAAGGAUGCUUGGCAGAAUGAAGGAGAGCUUAGAGCUACGGUACAAGCAUGAGGCAGCCUUUUCGUUAUGCUAA